Messenger RNA from Calliphora vicina (urban bluebottle blowfly), 2684 nucleotides. Its product is annotated as lysosome membrane protein 2. Lineage: Eukaryota; Metazoa; Arthropoda; Insecta; Diptera; Calliphoridae. Bases 341 to 2200 code for a protein of 619 amino acids. Gene Ontology annotation, molecular function: scavenger receptor activity. The transcript is spliced from 7 exons. The record is from RefSeq and is a predicted model, not a curated record. Gene Ontology annotation, cellular component: cytoplasm; membrane.
AUAUGGUAAAAAUUAUUAAGUUGUCAGUCAGUUGCCGUUACCUUAUCGCAGAGUUCGUACCUCUUCUAAAUACAAAAUGUUCUAAUUGAACUUGAAUGAAAUAAUAAUAAUUCAUAUUUUAAAUAUCUACAACAAUUGAAUGGAAAAUUAAUAACGGAGUGUCUGAAAAGUGCAAAUAAAUAUCCUUAAAUGUGAUUUAAAACAAACAUAAAAUAUAUGUAUAUAUAUUCAAAUUAAACCUACAACAAAGUGAAAACUUUAAAUAUUUUAAAAAUCAUUUAAUGUUUUAAAUUAAUAACGAUAAUUAAAAUAGUAAAGUAGUGAUAAUUCUGCCUCAAAUAUGCCUUUAGGUCAGCAAGAAGAAAAACAAAAACUCAACAGUGAUAAAACAGAAUCUGAUGUGCCAUUAAAUUCCACAACAACAGCAGCAGCAAUAAAUGAUGAAUACAACAACAAAGAUGACAGUGAACAACAAGAUCAACAUUACAACAAGGAAAAACUUAACAACAACAACAAAAUGACGGAACAUUGCAAUGGCGAAAACGCAGCCAACGGUGGUGCUGCUGCUGCAGUUGUUAAAUACAAUCGCAGUGAGAGUAAAAAAACACAACAAAGUCUUUUCGAAUUAGUUUAUGAAAUAAUUGGAGAAAAAGAACAGCGCACAAAAGAAAUGGGAACAUUGAUACUUCUGGGGGUGGUAUUUUUGCUGUUUAUUAUAAGUUUAACUGGAUUUUUUGUCAUGUGGUUUACAGAGUAUUACAACAACACAAUGUUAGAGAAUCUUAUAUUAGCAAAUAAUUCCGAAACAGCUAAAUCCUGGAUGAAUCCAAAUCCCAAAUAUGACACAUUACUUAAAGUACACAUAUUCAAUUACACGAAUAUACAAGAUUAUUUAGAGUACAAGGCUGAUAAGAUAAAAGUAGUUGAUAUUGGUCCCUUGACCUAUAAGGAACACACUACCAAAGCAAAUGUGGUUUUCAAUGAUAAUUAUACAGUUACAUUCCGUGAUCAUAGAAGUUAUGAAUUUUUACCAGACAAAUCUACGCACGAAGAGAAUAUUAAUGUUAUAGUGCCAAAUGUACCAUUUUUAGCGGCAUCCCUGACAGUGGAUCAGACCAAAAGUUUUAUUUCAAAAACCAUUAAAUUUAAUGCUGUAAAAAAUACCGGAGAACAACCGUUUAAGAAACUUGUGGCCAAAGAUUUCCUAUGGGGUUAUACGGAUAAAAUAUUAUCGCUGAAGAAUUUAUUUUCAAGUGGUGCCAAUUCCAAAUUUGGGUUAUUGAUGACUCGCAACGGCACCAGUGUAGAUUCUUUACAAAUCAAUACCGGCGAAGAUGACAUACACAAAUUUAGCAUCAUUACACAAUUUAAUGGUAAACCAUCUUUGGACUUUUGGACUGAUGAUGAAUGCAACCGUGUCGAUGGUUCGGAUCCCUCCAUGUUUCCACCACAUUUGGUGGAGACCCGAGAACCGCUCAAUGUCUUCCUACAGGUCUUAUGCCGCAAAAUACCACUGCAAUUCGAAAAGGAAGUGACGCUUUUCAAUAAUAUUGACGCUCUACGUUACCGCACACCCCUGAAUGUGUUCUCGAAUCCCGACGAUAAUCCCAACAAUGCCUGCUAUUGUCGCAACACACAAAGCUGUAUGCCCAGUGGUGUUAUAAACGCCACCCGCUGUUACGAUGAUGCCCCCAUCUAUCCCUCAUUUCCACAUUUCUUUUCGGGCGAUCCGAUUAUUUAUAAAGACUUUGAGGGCAUAGAACCACAACAGGAAUUGCAUCAGACAUACGCAGAUGUGCAUCCAAGAUUUGGAUUUCCAAUAAGUGGAGCAUCGCGCAUACAAAUUAAUCUUGGCUUGCACAAGGGACAGCUUGUUAAAGAUAAAUUGAGGCGUCUUGAUCAUGGCAUGAUUUUACCCUUGAUAUGGAUUGAAAUCACUUCGGGCGAUUUUACGGACGAAGUGAUAGACACACUGUAUGCCAGUACAUUUGGUCUGAAUCUCAUCCAGUAUACGCUCAAGUAUGGCACACUGUUGAUGUGUUUGGUUACGUUUGCCUUAAUUGUGGCCGGUUUCUAUUAUUUGGCUCGCAAGCGUGAGGAGUAUUUGAUGCAAGAUGAGAAAUUCUUAAAUGCUGAAUUACGUGCAUUACACAGUAUACACUUGUCAUCGGUCAGUUUGUCACAACAAAUGCAAUCAUGAUUUGUGAAAAAAUAAAAAAAAUUAAACACAAUUGCAAAUACAGAAUACAGAAUACAAACAACACAAAAUCAAUUAUUAAAUUGAAACAAACUCCAUACAAUUUUAAGAAAAUAAAUAGGAAUUUCAUCAACUCACAGAUAGAUCCACAUCUACAUCUAUUGUAUGUACAUUUGUAGUGUAUCUAUGUGCGUUUAUUUUAGCUAUAGUAUGAGUAUGUUUAUUUUUUUAUUUUAUUUUUUUAGUCAGUUUUAAGUAGAAACAAGAAUCUGCAUUAUCAUGCUGAUUAGAUUACUAUUAUUACAUAUUUUUAUUGUAAUGACAAAUUUUUUUUAUAAUAUUUUUGUUUUUUUUUUUUUUUGUAAUUUUGUUACUUUUAUUUUUCUUUUCAAACAUUCUCGUUUAUUUUUUAAUUUUUGUUAUUUUUUAACUUUUAAGAAAAAUAAAGGCCAUUUUUUAUACAUAUACACAAAAUAUGAGUAACAAA